Messenger RNA from Cicer arietinum (chickpea), 624 nucleotides. It is a transcript of the gene GRX, whose product is annotated as glutaredoxin. Gene Ontology annotation, molecular function: glutathione disulfide oxidoreductase activity. Gene Ontology annotation, cellular component: cytoplasm. The record is from RefSeq and is marked validated. Lineage: Eukaryota; Viridiplantae; Streptophyta; Magnoliopsida; Fabales; Fabaceae. Gene Ontology annotation, biological process: cellular response to oxidative stress.
ACAUACGUCUUGAAGCAGUGCGUGAUAGAAGGGUUCUGAAAUCGAAAAAUACAGAAAAGAGAGAUUUGAUAACUCAGAAUGGCACUACCAAAGGCAAAGGAGAUCGUAUCUUCCAAUCCCGUCGUCGUUUUCAGCAAAUCCUAUUGCCCUUUCUGCGUCCAAGUCAAAAAACUAUUCACUAAUUUGGGCGUCACUUUCAAGGCCAUUGAACUCGAUUCUGAAUCUGAUGGAAGUGAGAUCCAAGGAGCAUUAGCUGAGUGGACUGGUCAGAGGACUGUGCCAAGUGUUUUUAUUGGUGGAAACCACAUCGGCGGCUGCGACGCAACAACUAACUUGCACAACCAGGGUAAGCUGGUAUCCCUGCUGGCGUCUGCUGGAGCUGUUUCUGGGUCAACUUCUUAAAGAGGAGCUGGAAUUCUGGUUACAAAGUUAAGUACUGUAAUAAAAAUGCUCAAGUAAGAGUAGAUGUAACUCAAUACCCUGAAACUUGUGUUUAUUCUUGUGAUUCUCUCUAAAGUUUGAACUACAACUUAAUCAAUUAAGUCUAUUAUACUUUAAGUUUUGGGGUAUUGACAGCAGUUAUACUGUUAUAUAUAUUCACCUCAAAAUGUUUCAACUAGGAAC